CGGACAGCACGAGAAGACGGAAAUAACAACAGGCAUUAUAAGCUAGUAACGUUUUUGCUGAGUCUUAAUACAGUACUCGAGAAUGGAGAACCACCUGCUGAAGUUCAUUGAACAAGUUCGUUCUCUGAAGGAGAAUGAUACUGACACGGACAACACUGUCGUGGCUGAGUAUAAUAGGAUACGACAGCAGAUCCCCAUCAUGAAACAGACCCUUGGUCUCACUAAUGAGGCUGGUGGACUUAAAGAAAAUGUGAAAAAGAACCGUUACAAGGACAUACUGCCCUAUGACCAGUCCCGUGUGCCCCUGACCCUUACCCUAGGUGAAAAUGAAUCUGACUAUAUCAACGCCAGUUUCAUAAAGGGGGCUACAGAGAACAGGACGUACAUAGCCACACAGGGACCUUUAAGUAACACUGUGGUAGAUUUCUGGCGAAUGAUUUGGGAGUAUGACGUGAAGGUCAUUGUCAUGGCUUGUAGAGAGUUCGAAAUGGGAAAGAAAAAAUGUGAAUGCUACUGGGCACCCGAGAACGAGACAGCCACAUAUGGUCCCUUCGUAGUAUCACACCUUACUGAAUCAAAUGAUGAGGAAGUAAUAGUGAGAACCCUCAUUGUGAGAUUGCACGAUGAAAGCCGCACCGUGUCCCAGUUCCAAUACAUGGCUUGGCCCGAUCACGGAAUUCCGUACAAACCCGACGGCAUUUUGGGAAUGAUGGAGAAAGUCCGUGUCGCCCAGGGCAGCAACUCGGCUCCGACAGUCAUCCACUGCAGUGCUGGCUGCGGCAGAACUGGAGUGAUUUGUGUUAUUGACUAUGUUCACGAUCUCCUGCUGGCAAAGAAAAUCAAUGGAGAUUUCAGAAUAAUGGACAUUGUUCUGGAGCUCAGAAGGCAAAGACCAUCUGUUGUUCAAACUAAGGAGCAGUACAUAUUUGCCUUUCAUACUGUGGCUCUGAUGUUUAAGCAGGCCUUGCAGAAUACACCAAACCAUUCCAAUAAUCUCACUAAGCACACCUCAUCUCUGUAUGAUAAUGUGGUAACACCAAAGCCAAGGUUGAGGUUUACUCCAUCUGACAGUGUCAGUGCAUCUGCAGCAGUAAGCAAGCCAAUUCUUCAGCCCAGAACCUCUUACCCUCCGCCUCGGAAGAUGAACGACACCUAUGCUGUUGUCAACAAACUCAAACCGCCACCGUCUUCCAUGACUCCCUGCCCCCCAGACACCGUCCAUCUCUAUGACAACACUAACCUGGGUGGGCAGAAGUCUCCAGCCACAGCUCUUUAUAGCGCGGUCAAACCAAAGAGCCGGGCUGUUGGCAACCCGCCACCAAUGACCAAUCCUAUCUAUGAAACAGCAGUGGCAACCAAUCAGAGAGCGGCAGAGGCCUCUGAGGGGGUGGGGCACAGCGGCUACGGGCUGUUACCAGGAGAUUUCAGAUCAAACAACAGAGAUUCACAGCUGUUUUCUCCUGCAACAAGAAUGCCCUCUGAAAGUAACUCCUCAGCAGACGACGAUUACGAGUAUGUCUCGAGUCCCCUUAAAGACAGCAGUGGUUACUGUCCCCCCGGCAGCCUGGGAUUUAACUGCCGAAUAAAGAAACCCAGAGGACCUCGGGAUCCUCCAGCAGAAUGGAGUCGAGCAGAGUGGUGAAGAAGGGCUGAGAUCACGCUCGUUUUUUUUUUGUUUUGUUUUUUUUUUUUUUAACUCGUUUCCUCAAAAUUUCACAUAUUGAGUGAAGGGAAGUGAGAGUUCUGAAGGCUUCUCUUUUUCUUUUUUUUUAAUUUUUAGUUACAUCUACAUUUGUCUCCUCGUUUCGAUGAAGAUAUUUUUUCUUCAUAGCUUGUUGUACAC
This is a messenger RNA of Chanos chanos (milkfish), 1843 nucleotides long. RefSeq names its product protein tyrosine phosphatase non-receptor type 18 (gene ptpn18). Gene Ontology annotation, biological process: protein dephosphorylation. Gene Ontology annotation, cellular component: cytoplasm; nucleus. Lineage: Eukaryota; Metazoa; Chordata; Actinopteri; Gonorynchiformes; Chanidae. Gene Ontology annotation, molecular function: non-membrane spanning protein tyrosine phosphatase activity. The record is from RefSeq and is a predicted model, not a curated record. The transcript has 18 exons. The coding region runs from base 83 to 1642 and encodes 519 amino acids.